Messenger RNA from Punctularia strigosozonata HHB-11173 SS5, 1232 nucleotides. RefSeq lists its product as uncharacterized. Lineage: Eukaryota; Fungi; Basidiomycota; Agaricomycetes; Corticiales; Punctulariaceae. Bases 1 to 1095 code for a protein of 364 amino acids. The record is from RefSeq and is a predicted model, not a curated record. The transcript is spliced from 10 exons.
AUGAGCGCGAGUGACCAUCCCUCCGCGUCGUACUCCUCUGCUGUGUCUGCCGUGUUGCAAAUCGGCCCAGCUAUAGCCAGGGAGGCACCCCCCAGCUUAGCGAACUCUAUCGGCGUGUUGUUUAUUGGCAGCCUGAUCUGUCUUCAUAUGUUCGGCAUGGCCACUGUACAGAGCCAUACGUAUUAUAAUGCUUAUCCUCAAGAUACACUCUUCAUGAAGAGUUUCGUCGCAUUGCUCUGGGUCCUGAGCGCCUUGCAAUGUGCAUUCCUCUGCCAUUCCUCUUAUCAUUAUAUGAUAACUAACUAUGUCAACCCUUUCGCCCUUGAGACAUCGGUUUGGUCACUGGACCUUAGUGUUCUGACCACGGCAGCUGUGGGUUGCAUCUGUCAGGCUUUCUUCAUAGUCAAGGUCUGGAUUCUCGGCAAAUCUUUCAUCGUCACCGGAACCUGCGUCGUUCUGUGCGUUGUAGAGCUCGUAUUCGGCGUAGUUCUAGCCUAUGGUGCCCUCCACAUUCGCCAGUUCAAUAUGUACGAGGCCCGAUAUGGCUGGUCUAUACGAACAGGGCUAGCCGUAGCAGCCACUGCCGACGUAUGCAUCGCCAUGGCCCUCGUGUUCUUCUUGCGAAGGCAUCGUACCCAUUUCAGGCAUACGGAGCAACUGAUACAGCGGACAUUAUUCUUCACAAUAGAAACAUGCGUUGUUACUUGCAUGGUCACACUCGCUUCCCUUAUUUGCUUUAUCACAAUGCCAGAGAACUGUGAGAUUAUUGACCCGUCCAUGCAAGCAGUUCAUAACUUCCUUUUGCCAUUCAGUCAUUUUUCUGGCGUUGUAUUUUCUGGUUGCGAAAGUCUAUACCAACUCGGUCCUCACAUCCUUGAAUGUCCGUCAAACGUUACGGGAUCAUUCGAGGGCCCGAAGUACGACAUCAGAAACAACGCGUUACGGAGGACGGCAGAGCACAAGCAAUCGUUCCGCCCCCAGCGAUACCACGUCUACAAGGCGGAAAGUACACACGAAGCGCAUGCUCUGUCGGCCUUGCGGAGCGAGCAAACUAAGGCUCCCGAGAUCCAAUCGUACGACACGGGAGCUUCGUAACCAGUAACGCUUAGACUGCUCCCUGAUCACGGAGCAUUUUCUGCAGCCUGCGGCGUCUAAGUACGUCUUGACACGUAUGCACCUACCGGGGCCUUCCUGAGAGAUGUAUAUGUCGUACGAGUCAAUAGGUUACAAUG